Molecule: messenger RNA, 1419 nt
Organism: Camelus dromedarius (Arabian camel)
Lineage: Eukaryota; Metazoa; Chordata; Mammalia; Artiodactyla; Camelidae
Gene: CALM2
Product: calmodulin 2
Exons: 6
Coding region: 346-795 (149 amino acids)
Molecular function (GO): calcium ion binding; enzyme regulator activity
Source: RefSeq, a predicted model, not a curated record
GCUCCUCCGCGCCGCAAAGUAGCGCCCCUCCGGCGCGACUCCACCGGCCCUUCAACCGCUCACUGGGGAAUGAAGUCCACUUACGUCAUCCGUUCGCCCACUCUCCUUUAUUUUUUGCAUCGUCGGCCACCUAACUGAGGAUAAAGGGGUCUCGAGAAGAGAUGGAGGGGAGGGGGUUGGCCGGGACUCGUUUGUGAUGUUCCGUUAUCUGGCGUGUGGCGGAGGGAUCUGGCGGAGGGAGGUGUUUAUGAGGCGCUGGGGGCGGAGGAGGAGAAUUAGUCCGAGUGGAGGAAGCGAGCUGAGUGGUUGUGUUUUCGCGUCCCAGAGACUGGUAGCGCUUGCAGCAUGGCUGACCAGCUGACUGAAGAGCAGAUUGCAGAAUUCAAAGAAGCCUUUUCACUAUUUGACAAGGAUGGUGAUGGAACUAUAACAACAAAGGAAUUGGGAACUGUAAUGAGGUCGCUUGGGCAGAAUCCCACAGAAGCAGAGUUACAAGACAUGAUAAAUGAAGUAGAUGCUGAUGGUAACGGCACAAUUGACUUCCCGGAAUUUCUGACAAUGAUGGCAAGAAAAAUGAAAGACACAGACAGUGAAGAAGAAAUUAGAGAAGCAUUCCGUGUGUUUGAUAAGGAUGGCAAUGGCUAUAUUAGUGCAGCAGAGCUUCGCCAUGUGAUGACAAACCUUGGAGAAAAGUUAACAGAUGAAGAGGUUGAUGAAAUGAUCAGGGAAGCAGAUAUUGAUGGUGAUGGUCAAGUAAACUAUGAAGAGUUUGUACAAAUGAUGACAGCAAAGUGAAGAAGACAUUGUACAGAAUGUGUUAAAUUUCUUGUACAAAAUUGUUUAUUUGCCUUUUCUUUGUUUGUAACUUAUCUGUAAAAGGUUUUCCCCUACUGUCAAAAAAAAUAUGCAUGUAUAGUAAUUAGGACUUCAUUCCUCCAUGUUUUCUUCCCUUAUCUUACUGUCAUUGUCCUGAAACCUUAUUUUAGAAAAUUGAUCAAGUAACAUGUUGCAUGUGGCUUACUCUGGAUAUAUCUAAGCCCUUCUGCACAUCUAAACUUAGAUGGAGUUGGUCAAAUGAGGGAACAUCUGGGUUAUGCCUUUUUUUUCCAAGUAGUUUUCUUUAGGAACUGUCAGCAUGUUGUUGUUGAAGUGUGGAGUUGUAACUCUGCGUGGACUACGGACAGUCAACAAUAUGUACUUAAAAGUUGCACUAUUGCAAAACGGGUGUUUUAUCCAGGUACUCGUACACUAUUUUUUUGUACUGCUGGUCCUGUACCAGGAACAUUUUCUUUUAUUGUUACUUGCUUUUUAAACUUUGUUUUAGCCACUUAUUGAAAAUCUGCGUAUGGCACAAUUUGCCUCAAAUCCAUUCCAAGUUGUAUAUUUGUUUUCCAAUAAAAAAAAUUACAAUUUACCCAA